This is a messenger RNA of Drosophila serrata, 1383 nucleotides long. RefSeq names its product pickpocket 13 (gene ppk13). Gene Ontology annotation, cellular component: plasma membrane. The record is from RefSeq and is a predicted model, not a curated record. Gene Ontology annotation, biological process: sodium ion transmembrane transport. Gene Ontology annotation, molecular function: ligand-gated sodium channel activity. NCBI's taxonomy places the organism in Eukaryota, Metazoa, Arthropoda, Insecta, Diptera, Drosophilidae.
AUGAGAUUCGGACGCAUUAUAGAGGAGUAUCUGGAGAACUCCACUUUGCAUGGAGCCAGGUUCAUUGUGGACAAGGAUGCCAGUUGGUUGGAGCGCAUCUUCUGGGUCAUCUGUCUGGUGGUCUCGUGGUAUGCCUCCUGGCUGCUCAUAAAGGCCUCACUGAGUGCCUUUGAGAACAAUGCCAUUAGCUUUGUGGUGGAGAGUUCGUAUCGGGAUUGGAAUACCAAUUUUCCAGCGAUUAUUGUUUGUGAAUCAAAGAAUAUGGAUCGGAUUCAAGAGGUGGCUGAGCAAUUAUGGGGCGCCGAUCAUGACUUCACCUUGGAGGAGGUCCUUAGCGAGAUUGCCUUUUUUAGGGGCGAAUCCUAUCACACGGUCCAUGAGUGCAGUGGUGAGGAGGUCACCGCCUCCUGCUUCUAUUCCAACUUCUCUUACUAUGCCGAACUGGUCAGGAGCAGCUGUGUGGAUUCCAUCAGUAAUUGCGAGUGGAAUAAUCAGCCUUUCGAGUGCUGCAAAUACUUUCAUCGCAUGGAAACGGAGCUGGGAAUAUGUUAUGCCAUUAAUUCACUGCAAGCGGGUAGCAGCAAAGCCCCCAAGUUGAAUAUGUACUCAAAUCGAGACAGCGGACCGGGAGCUUUGAGAAUGGAAUUGCAUACGGAGGCUACGGUUUUUAUUUUGGGCACUGAAGAAGUACCUACAUUAGUCACACCCAAAACAGAUUUCCUGGUGGUUGGACCCUACAUAUCCUUUGUAAGAUACAUCUCUAAGCGUGACAUUGAGAACGACGAGGAGAUCCGUCAGACGAGUGUUCAUCAGCGGAACUGCCGCUUUGCCGAUGAGAAUAUCCUGGAUGUGCACAGUCACUAUAGCUAUAGUGCCUGCACCGUGCAGUGUCGCAAGGAUCGGCAGAUGGAACUGUGCAACUGCUCCAGCCACCUGUCCCCCAACUCACCCGACUGGCAGCUCUGCAAUAUGGAUGGCUUGGAGUGUCUGAAUCGGAACUAUGAGGAUCUAUCGGUGAUCAUAGCCAAAUGGUCAAAGCGACGUGGUCGUAAGGGUCUCGUGUGUGACUGUCUGCCAUCCUGCACGGAAGUGGACAUUACGACGGUCUAUGAUAGCAAGGAUAAUAUGGCGGGACAGCAGAAUCCAGUGUCCAGGAUCGAAGUGGGUCUCAUUGAGCUGCCCACGGAGAGAUAUAAAAGGAAUUUAGUGCGAGGCAAAUUGGAUUUAGUUGUAUCUAUUGGUGGAACUACUGGCCUUUUUGUGGGCGCAAGUCUGCUCAGUUUUGUGGAAAUCUUUUACUAUAUCACCAUUCGGCCUUAUAGCACUUAUAUCCAUGAGAAAAAUCGCCUGAAACGUUUAAUGUUACCCAAAAGAUUUUACUGA